Phytomonas sp. EM1 is the source of this 1080-nucleotide messenger RNA. NCBI's taxonomy places the organism in Eukaryota, Euglenozoa, Kinetoplastea, Trypanosomatida, Trypanosomatidae. The record is from the annotation of a GenBank genome assembly.
AUGUCUUUUACCGUGCAAUCAAGGGGAUUCUUUCCCGUUUCCUCUGCUGCUAACAUGUGGGACCACAUGGAAUCUGCGACCAUGGCUGCAGCCGAUGAAGCGACUGGUGCUGCUGUCAGUCGUUCAUCAGCGCUUAAAGAACGAGUUUGCAUGGUUUUUUUUGAAAGCGGGGAGUGCCCAUAUAAUGACUACUGCGAGCACGCCCACCACUUUUCGGAGUUGGAUGCUGCCACACAGUCAAAGCUCCUCAACAGCGUUCCGAUGGAGUUGAUCCCCUUGCACUUUAUGGAUCCAAACUCGCCUAAGCGUCUGUCACUAACAGAUCAGAAAGGUUUAUUCGGUGGGAUUACACAUCACACUUCCUUUGGAUGCCCGAACUCUAAUUUCGAAAGUAGAGAUACACAGAAUUCUAAUAUUUAUGACAAUAUACAAAUUGCUACUCAUACACCGAAACUGACACCGACCCCCGGUCCGACCGUCCCAACUUUUUUUACAACCUCAACUACAGGGGCUCAAGCUUACCAACGCGGCAUUCAGGCUACCGCUGCAGCUGACUCGUUUCCACCAGCGGCAUCACUCCUGGAUGCAUCUUUCUCGAGCCACACAACAACAUCGUGUUACAGCAGUAGUCAUGGUAGCCCGACCCUAAGCAGUGCCUGCGUCCAAAUUAAGUCUGUACCAUCUCAAAAUUCACUGGAAGGCUUUCAGAUACAACUUCCUGCACGUUGUCAUUAUCCACACUCCAACAUCACUGGAACCUAUUAUGAUAUCCUCGGUGUUGACCAUAACGCUGUACAGGCUGAUAUCGUUGAUAAAUUUUGUGCGUGGCAGCGUGAGGGGUACAAACAAAUGCGGCUUGUCGACCCCAGUGGUGCUGAGGCUAGGGAUCGGCUAAUAGUGGAGGCGCGCAAUGUGCUUGGACACUCUGUGCUGCGUGCUCAGUAUGAUCGAUCUUUGGCAAACAAAAACAUCGAGAGUGUUCGCUCCAAAAUCGACACCGCUAAGAGCGCUCGCACGGGAACCAUCACGAAAAAUAAGAGCAGCAGCGGUAAAGGAAAGUGGAGAUCGUUAAAGCUUUAA